UCCGAAAGAAAAAGUUACAGCCUACCUUGUGGAAGUUAGAAUGGUCGUAACAGCGUCACACUGGACUUUGUUUUAACCUUUAUCUAUUAAACUGUACAUUUUAUAACCAAAAUUGUAUAAUCUUAACACAAGACUGUCUGCCGAGGCCCAAUUCAUCCCAUGAUUCGGAAAUGGAUAUGCUUGUUCGCUGUGCUGGCCGGAUUCGCCACACCAGGUCUCGUCCAUGUGCGGGCCAUGGAGGUAUACACCAAGGCGAAGGAGGUGGAGGCGGUUAACGGCACGAGCAUAAAACUCCACUGCACGUUUAAGUCGACAGAGCCCAUCACUGAGGACUCGGCCAUCGUGACUUGGAAUUUCCGGCCACUGAAACCUGGGCCGGAGGAAACGGUGAUUCACUACCAGGAGGAGCCGUUCCCUCCGACGGAGGGUCGCUUCAAAGGCCACGCUGUGUGGUCAGGAGACGUCAUGAAUGGGGACGUCUCCAUCACGCUCCUCGACGUCCAGUUCAUCUUCAACGGCACCUACAGCUGUGAGGUGCGCAACCCCCCAGACUUCCAGGGCUUCGCAGGGGAGGUUGUCCUGAAGGUCGUGCAAAAAGCCUCCGUCUCCGAAAUCAAAAUCUUGGCGGCGUCAGUAGGAGGCGGCAUCUGUGUGAUUGCCGUCCUCCUCGUGGUGGUGGUGGUGAUGCGGAAGCGUCUGUGCAAGUGUCACCAUGACGACGACCUGGAGGUGGAGAUGAGGGAGCGCAAGUGGAAGGACCCUACUGCCUGCAAACUAGAGGAGGCCAUCCACCUGAUGGUAGUGGAGAAGGCUCUAGAGGUGGACAGCUCUGACGAUGAAGAGAGCGAUGAUGAUGAUGAUGACGAAGAUGAUGAUGAUGAUGAUGAUGAAGAUGAUGAUGAUGAUGACGAUGAUGACGACGACGAUGAUGAUUAGCACAGAUAACCUCAGCGCAGACUGCUGAGGUAUAGCAGGAAAAAGCAGACUUUGAGAAAGCACUGUCAGUAUUGUCUGACAGACGAUGCCUAACCCAUCACCGUCAUGAUGUGCCUAGCCCUCUCAAACCACUGCUGGCUACUGUAGAUGUAUCCAUCUUUUUAAAAGUAAACCGUAAAGAAUGCAGUCCAUGCUAGGUUCACCACCAUCACUUGAUCUCCUUCAGUUCUACCAACUAAAAAAUGGGCCUAGUUUAAUUUCCCUUUAAAUGCUGGUUUGUGCCACUGAUAUCUUUCUAGUGCUGGAAUGGACCAAGUGAUGUGGUUGCUACAGCUGUUGUGUGUGUGUGUGUGCGCGCGCGCCUAUGCCAACAAAGAGGUGUGUCCACAUCUUGGUGAAUGUAUACCCAGAAUGCUUUUCUCUGUUCCUGCAGCCAUGCUGUAUCAUGGGGUGUGUGUAUGGGAGCGUGCGUAUGUGUGUGUGUAUGAAAACAUGAGACAAAUGUGGGUGUGGUGAGAGACAGACAGACAGACAGAAAUGUAAUUGUAAUGCAUUACAGGUUUUGGCUUAUGAAGGUGUUUGUACAAUAGUGGGAUAUGACAUUUUAUGUGUAUAUAAGAUUUAUUGCAGAAAAUAUUGCACUGCCUUUUUUACAUUGUUGUGUCUUAAUGUCAGUCAAACAGAUCAACUCUAAAAUGUAACAUCUUACAUUUUCUGUAACAUUCCUAUUUUCUGUAAAUUGCACAUAUAUGAUUGUAUUUUAAGAACAAAUAAAUGUUGAGCUUUUCUGA
Molecule: messenger RNA, 1727 nt
Organism: Alosa sapidissima (American shad)
Lineage: Eukaryota; Metazoa; Chordata; Actinopteri; Clupeiformes; Clupeidae
Gene: mpzl2b
Product: myelin protein zero-like 2b
Exons: 5
Coding region: 160-936 (258 amino acids)
Biological process (GO): cell-cell adhesion
Cellular component (GO): membrane
Source: RefSeq, a predicted model, not a curated record